UAUCUCUCCAGAUACUGAUACGGAUUUGUUUGAGGUGGAGAUACGAACUUAGGAUCGAUAACAUUCUUAUUUAACUGUUACCUAUUGUAUUGUUCAGGAGAAUGACCUGUAUAGGUAUUUAUGGAAUCUAUCACAGCGACCGAUCGCGACUUCACAUGAGAAAAUCUGUUCGCCAUUUAAAACGAAAGUAAAAACAAAUGGAUGAAAGACGGCGACUUCUCCAGCGGACUCAAGCUCCGACGUCUCGGAGUAACGUUUGUCCAGGAGUUGACGAUACAACUGACAGACGAUCUAAACUUGGAAGAGCAGCGAUCUUGUUGACAGUAGUUUUCGAGAGAUGUGUGUUUUAUGGUCUGACUGGGAACCUUGUUUUGUAUUUUAAUUUGGACCCGUAUCAAUGGACGGCUUAUAACGCUUUGCUGGUUUCCUAUUUCUUCACUGGAAUCUCAUUCCUGACAUCCUUUGUCGGUGGUUUUCUGGGCGAUGCACUGUUCGGACGUUUUAAGACUUUAAUGUUGUCUUUCAUUAUUUACUGUGUAGGUUAUAUUUUCCUUCCAGUGCUCUCCUACAACGACUAUAAAAACUCAGAUAACAGGGACAACCAAACAUUCUCUGCAGUGUGCUGGCCAAUUAGUAAAACGACAAAUGGCACAGACGCUGAUUCUAUGCCAGCACCUUUCGAGGAGCCUUGCUCACUCACUGCAUACCUCGUAUUAUUUGUCAUUGCUGUAGGUACAGGGAUAUUCCGAGCAAACAUGCCUCCAUUUGGAGGAGACCAGACAAGAGGUGAAGGUCACACAACAUUUUUUAACUGGUACUACUGGUCAGUGAACAUUGGUACUCUCCUCGCCCUAUCGGUCAUCACCUGGGUCCAACAAACACAUUCCUUCUUUAUGGGCUUCCUUUUAGCAACCACCUGCCUUGGAGUGUCCUUCCUCAUAUUUAUGACAGGCUCAUGUUCCUACACAAAUCGGCCGAGGGUACGCACAGUGUUGCAGAAUAUAUUCAGCAUCAUCAAGGAAGCUGGGCAUAGAUGGCGACACCGAAAUUCCAAUGGUAGUUUGAGAGCUCACAGUGACAGAACUGGAGAGUCGUCAACGCUUGACAACACAGACAGCAUAGAAAUCACCCCAGACAAUAAACCAGCUUGUUGCCUUGACUACGCAAAGUUUCAAUAUGGUGGUAGCUUCAACAACUCCCAGGUGGAAGAUGUCAAGAAAUUAGGGAAGAUAAUCUGUGUCUUCCUCGCGUUUAUACCCUAUUGGAUGGUCUAUUUUCAGCUUGUUGCGGCCUGGUUUUCUCUGUUUGACGUCAUAUUUGUAAUCCUACUAAUUCCCCUAGUAGAUCGUGUCUUGUACCCCAAACUGGCCCAGUGGGGGCGUCCCAUCACCAUGGUAACACGUAUCUAUGUUGGUAUGUUCUUUGCCUGCAUUGCUGUAGUCUUAGCUGGUGUGGUUGAAAACCAACGGUUGAAACAAAUCUACGUGUGUGAUCAUGAUGGGCAACAGUUCUGUAGGAACUUUACAAUUACUCAGAUAAUUGGUAAUUCAUCUUAUGAUGCAGCUGAUAUGAGUGUGUUUUGGCAGGUUCCUCAGUAUGCUCUCAUUGGUGUCAGUGAGGUGUUUGCUUGUGUAGCUGGUAUAGACUUUGCCUACCAGAUGGCACCACGAUCAAUGAAGGGGAUCAUUAUGGGACUGUUUCACUUAUUCACCGGUGUCGGUAGUUUCCUAGGGAUUGGUGCUAUGUACAGCUUUCAGGACCAUUGGUUCUUUGGCAAUGAUUAUGGCGACAUAAACUGUCGAUCAUGUGACACAGAUACUGGACAUGUGACCAAACAGUGCCAUUUGGACUACUAUUUUUUCUUCCUGGGUGGCCUACAGUUGAUUGGGUUAUUGAUCUUCAUCUUUGUUGCUUGCAGAUUACAGUUGACGCAAGAUUUGAGCAAAGUAGCAUCCAAGGUCAACUGGCAAACACCAAAUGCGAUUCAAAGCAUUGUAGAAAAUGAUUCUAGCUAUUCCUCAAUGAACUCUACACGAAGUUCACCAUGCAAUAACACAUACGGACGCAAGUCUGAGAUUCGUGUAUCUAUCCAAAGGCAGCGAAGUGGGGACAACUCAUAGCAAUGAAACAUUCUAAUGUUAAUGAUGCUGCUUUAUCUUCGGUGAUAAUCUAUUGAAGUUUGCUUUUGUUCUGUUUAAGCCGAUCAGUUGUCUCAGAAAAGCUUGCACUAAAAAUUCUAGAUCUGCAUUAAAAACACAUCAUCUCUGAAUGGCUUGUGAUUUAGUAAUGUUGUAUGGUUGGUGGUGAUUUAAGCCUAAAUAUUUAUGUAUAUAAAACCGUGAAAACAUUUUAUUUGCUUUUGGUGAUCAAUUCCAAAUUAAUUACAAAUAUUUUGUGAACAUGCACUGUUGUGUAAAGAAUGCAAAUUUAUCAUGAUAUGCCUCUCACACAAAAUCAUUUCCUUUUCUUUUUAUGAAAAUAUUUCCCCCUGUCCACUGAUAGUGUUAACCUACUGUUUGAUGCAUUGCUGUACAUUAAAGCAUGCUAUCUUGCCUGAAUUUGUAGAGGCUUCUGUGACCUAUUUUGUAAAAACUGUAUAUUUUCUGCUUCCUCAACUCAUUUACAUGUAGCUGAUAUUUGACUAGAAUUAGUAAGUAACUCCACUUGUGUUUACAUUUGUUUUCAUUUCUGUUUCAGUUCAAGUCAAGCACACACAGAAUUUCUUCAAAUCUGUUUUUGUUAAAAGGGCAUUUGAUAUAAAAAAAAGCUAGAUAUGUUAAUUAAGUGGCCUUAAAGUCAAUAACUUUAUAACACUUAUGUUUCAAAUAAUAUUGGGACAAGAAACUAGUGGACUUUAUAUACAGGUUGUUAUAUACAUGUGAUUUUUAUAGACAAACUGUUGUUAAAUACAAGUGACCUUUAUAGACAGGAUGUUGUAACAUAUAGGUGACCUUUACAGACAGGAUGUUGUAACAUAUAGGUGACCUCUACAGACAGGAUGUUGUAACAUAUAGGUGACCUUUACAGACAGGAUGUUGUAACAUAUAGGUGACCUUUACAGACAGGAUGUUGUAACAUAUAGGUGACCUCUACAGACAGGAUGUUGUAACAUAUAGGUGACCUCUACAGACAGGAUGUUGUAACAUAUAGGUGACCUUUACAGACAGGAUGUUGUAACAUAUAGGUGACCUUUACAGACAGGAUGUUGUAACAUAUAGGUGACCUUUAUAGACAGGCUGUUUUUUAAUACAACUGGCCUUUAUAAACAGACUGUUGUCCCAUUCGGGUGAUCUGUAUACACAGGUUUCAAUGAAAUUUUGCGGAAACAUUUCCAUGCCCUAAGAUGAACCAAAAUUUUAAAUUAUACAGUCCCCACCCUCCAAGGGGCCUGAUGGGUGGGGCUAAAAGGGGUCAAAUUGACUUCAAUUUCAAAAAUCUUCUUCUCAAUACCCAGAUAUGGUAGAAUCAAAUGCUGUGUAUGAAUGGAAGCAUCUUAUGGUACUUUAAUAUACAAAAUGAGUCUCACAUUUCUUCCUGGGGAGGAAGUUACUUUUAUUGUAAUAAUUAUAGAAAAAUUGUACUUUUCAGCAUAACGGUGACCGCAAGUCCGCUACUUUUCUUGUUGUUAUAUACAGAUGACCUUUAUAGACAUGGUGUUGUUAUAUACAGAUGACUUUUAUAGACAUGGUGCUGUUACAGACAAAUGAACUUUAUUUGAUUUGAACAGAUUUAAUUGAAGGUUUUUUUUAUAGAUGAACAACAAAGGCAGUUCUUUAGCUCACCUGGUCUGAAGGACCAGUUGCCAUCGUCCAUCAUCCUUCUUUCGUCCAGUGUUGGUUGUGUCAUUUGUCAACAUUUUGAUAAAAUUGCUGCUUUUUAGCCAUGAAUGACUGAACAGAUUUUGAUCAAAUUUGGUCUGACACAUCCUUGGGGUAUAGGGAACCAAGUUUGUAAAAAAAUUGGUUCAAGGCCCAAAGGGGCUUGAGGGGCAGGGCCCAAAAUGGUAAAGUUCCUUAAUAUCCUGCUCCACUUGUAGAAAUGAUUGGAUUUGGCCCAAAAUUGGUCUGAAGCGUUCAUGAAUGAAGGGAAAUCCAUUUUAUAUUCCAUAUAAAUGAUAGGUUUAGGCCCCUUGAUGCAGGGCCAAAAAGUAGAAAAGAGAAAACUUUGGAUUUUUUUCUCAUUUGUAGAAAUACUUGGAUGCUGUUUCACUUUGGUCUUGAGCAUGCUUAGGGGAGGGGAAAUCAAUUUUGUGUAAAUUGUGAAUCAAUUCUUUUAAAUCCCCCUUGUGUGGGAGUUAUUGAAUUUUAUAGGUUUUAUCAGACUCAAAAUUCCUGAAGAGAAUUUAUUUUGUACAAACAGUGCAUCUAACACCCUUUCAUGGAAGGGGCAGUGCUAAUAGGGGAAGUAGGGGAAGCAUUUAAAGUAUUUUUAAAAAUUAAUUAAAUUAAUUUUAGUUUAAACAAUUUCAGCAAACUAAACGGGAUGAGCGAUACAGGCUUUUUGAACUUCUGUUCUAUUAACAUUACCAAGCUGAAGAAAAUAUUUGUAAAUAUUCAGCAUGAUGAUCCUCAAGUUUUGAUUUUCCUCAAAACAAACUUCAUGCAUUCUGGUAUUAUUUCAUUGUUUAAUAUAUCAUAAGAUUAUUAUUCAGGAAACGUUUUCCUUCAAGUAAUGAUG
Messenger RNA from Ylistrum balloti, 4677 nucleotides. RefSeq names its product solute carrier family 15 member 4-like. Gene Ontology annotation, biological process: transmembrane transport. Gene Ontology annotation, molecular function: transmembrane transporter activity. The transcript is spliced from 7 exons. NCBI's taxonomy places the organism in Eukaryota, Metazoa, Mollusca, Bivalvia, Pectinida, Pectinidae. Gene Ontology annotation, cellular component: membrane. The record is from RefSeq and is a predicted model, not a curated record. The coding region runs from base 198 to 2120 and encodes 640 amino acids.